AUGGAUCAUUUGAAAGUAUGGGAAAAAGAUGUUGAACAUGGUGGAAGUAAAUUUGAUAAAUAUCAUGUGAUUGAUUCUUGGACGUAUGACCGCUUCGUCGAGGCAAGACAAAAUUAUCAACAAGUGACUACACGAAAUUUGCAGCAAUGGGCUUUAGCUGCAGCCAGCCAGUUUCCUAAUCUUCAAUUUACAGCGUCCGACCCAUGGGUAAAAAAAUUUAAACAAAGACACAACAUUCGUCAACGCAAAAUUACAAAAUUUGUAACAGACAAAGAAGUUCACACCAUGCCAGAAAUUAUCGCCUCUGCAGAAAUGUUUCGCAUUCAAACAAAACAAUUGAUAUCUAACUUCGAUAGUGACUUCGUUAUUAAUACAGAUCAAACAGGAUGUCAAUACCAAUCAAUGUUUAAUAGGACACUGACGGAAAAAGGAAGCAAAACAGUGUUUGCAAAAGUACAAGACAUGACCAAGGUGUCACACUCAUAUACUGCACAAUAUAGCAUAACAUUAUCUGGAAAAUUACUACCACAUGUUUUUAUUUGUUUGCAAGAGCCUACAGGUGAUUUUGGGCCAAGAAUAAAGAAAAACGUAGAAGAAUAUUUAAAAAAAUACAAAAAUGUUAUUGUCACAUCAUCAAAAUCAGGAAAACUGACAACUACUCUCUAUAAAAAUUUUCUAGAGAAAUGUUUAAUGCCAUAUGUUCAAAAAAAUAAAUUUCUUUUAAUUAUUGACUCGUGGACAGGACAAGUGAAGCCAGAAUUAUAUGAUGAAAUAUUUCAGGAUGAUAAAAAAAUGCCUACAUGCACAUUUAAAGUUAUACCUCCAAAAUGUACUCCGUAG
This is a messenger RNA of Cotesia glomerata, 840 nucleotides long. RefSeq lists its product as uncharacterized. The transcript is spliced from 2 exons. Lineage: Eukaryota; Metazoa; Arthropoda; Insecta; Hymenoptera; Braconidae. The record is from RefSeq and is a predicted model, not a curated record. Bases 1 to 840 code for a protein of 279 amino acids.